AUGUCUUUGAAUAAUAUACUGUCAGGGAUUGCGUUCCUUCUAAUCCUUCGUCUCCUGUUCGAAUAUCAUCGCGGCCGUAAACUGCCCCCAGGCCCACGUCGCCUCCCACUCAUUGGCAAUAUUCAUCAAGUCCCGAAAGAUCAUCCCUGGCGAGUGUAUGACCAAUGGAGCAAGAAGUAUGGACCGCUCAUGAGCGCCCAAUUCGGCCGUCAAACCAUGAUUCUCAUCGCAGACGCUAACAUAGCCCGUGAACUGCUCGAUAAACGGGGCAGCAUCUACAGCGACCGGCCGCGGAUGGUCAUGGCAGGUGAGAACUUGACAAAGGGCAUGCAUUUGCUGAUGCGGCAGUACGACGAGCGGUACCGGCUGCAUCAGCGCAUGGAAGCCCCAGUGUUGAGUCCACGUGCGUCGCCGACAUAUUUCCCCCUCCAAGAUCUGGAAAGUAAACAGCUUCUGCAUGAUCUGCUUUCGUCCAACGACUUCUGUAAGCAUUUCGAGCGGUUUUCCUCCAGUCUGGGGUACAGUCUCGCAUACGGGAUCCGGCUGCCCACCGGCGACGAGCAGGACAUCCAGGACCUUCGGCGCAUCCUGCAUAAUUUUACUUACGCCGCGCGUCCGGGGACGUGGAUUAUCGAUGCCAUUCCUCUGUUGAAUCACUUGCCUGCGUGUCUAGCACCGUGGAAACGCACCGCAGAGGAACUGUUCCAGCUUGAGGCCGCGCUGCACCUCAAAAACAUGGAUAUCGGGCUGAAACGCAAGUCCUGGAAUUGGACCAAAGAGUUCGCCAAGACCAAGCAGGCGCAAGAAAUGGAUAAGCUGGAGUUCGCGUACGAUGUGGGUAUCCUCACGGAUGCAGCAUACGAGACUACCGCGACCGUCAUGCGGGUGUUCGUUCUAGCUGCACUGGCCUAUCCCUCCUUUAUCGCCAAAGCGCAAAAAGAGCUCGAUGAUGUGGUUGGACCGGAUCGACUACCUACACUGUCGGACAAGGAGAACCUGCCCUACAUCCAAGCUCUGAUAGAAGAAACCCUACGCUGGCGAAGCAUCGUUCCUGGCGGUGUACCUCACGCCUCCGCAAAAGAAGACACUUAUUUAGGCUACGAGAUCCCCAAAGGAGCGACCAUUGUUGCGUUACAUUGGUCCAUGAGUAUGCACGAGGGCCACUUUGAGAACCCGAUGGAGUUUCAUCCCGAGCGCUGGCUGAAUUCCGAGCCUGAAGGGCGCUUUACUAACUUCUUUGGGCCGAAGGCUAUUGACGAUAUGGCGUUUAACUCAGGGUUUGUGUCGGUGCCGGAUCCUUUUGCGGCGCUGUUUGUGCCACGCAGCGAGCGCGCGAAGAUCGUUAUUGAGAAGGAGUGGGAGGACACCGAGAAGGACUUGAACGUGUUGAUGGAUUCGAUCAGGGAGCAGCAGAGGUCGAUUGGAUUGGACUUUGUGCCUAAGGCCUUGCGUGAAUUCAGUACAGACCCCGAAGACCCUCCCUUUCUAUACUAUCUUGUUGAAUCAAAGGACUGCCCCAGCACGAGAGAGGGGUUCAGGACGAGGUUACAAGAUGGUGAAUCUUUUGAGUCUGAUUUCAUCAAUGCCUCGAAAGAGGAGUGCCAGAAAUGGGCACUAGACAAGUGGCUCCAGCCUAUUAAGUUCAACUUUAUUGAACAGAGUAUUAUCGCUAUUGCAGAUGAGCGAAGUGCUCAGGAUGGGACUCUUCUUAUGAGCUUCUACUUUGGUGAAGAUGCCCCGGACGAGCCUCCUAUGGAAUUUAAUGGAUAUGGGCCUCUCCCGCCAAAGGGCAACACCUGGUACGACUUCAGAAUUCAUCAUAAUGCAGCUCAACUGUUCCACGCCUCUGUUUUAUUCACUGAACCGGAUAUUCUCUUUCCUAACUAUUUUGGACGACCUGACAAAUUCACGGAUGAGACUGGUGUCUUCGAUGUGCUGAAAGCAUGGAAGCACACAGAAGAAAGCAGUGAUAAGGACGGGUAG
Molecule: messenger RNA, 1983 nt
Organism: Aspergillus pseudoviridinutans
Lineage: Eukaryota; Fungi; Ascomycota; Eurotiomycetes; Eurotiales; Aspergillaceae
Product: cytochrome P450
Exons: 3
Coding region: 1-1983 (660 amino acids)
Molecular function (GO): heme binding; iron ion binding; monooxygenase activity
Source: RefSeq, a predicted model, not a curated record